Messenger RNA from Malassezia pachydermatis, 861 nucleotides. RefSeq lists its product as hypothetical. The record is from RefSeq and is a predicted model, not a curated record. Lineage: Eukaryota; Fungi; Basidiomycota; Malasseziomycetes; Malasseziales; Malasseziaceae. Bases 1 to 861 code for a protein of 286 amino acids. The transcript has 6 exons.
AUGGCCUUGCUGGUCGUGACGGGCCUCCCAUGCUCGGGACGUACUACACGCGCCCUAGAAAUCCAGGCAUAUUUUGAGAGCCAGCUAGCUCAGACCCCAUCCUUGACGAGUGUCGUGUGCAUUACCGACGACAACGUGCAUGUAGAUCGCAGCGUGUAUGAGUCGCAACGUACAGAAGGCCGAGCUCGUGCAGCCUACCUAAGUGCUGUGCGCCGUGCGCUGAGUCCUAGUACCAUUGUCAUUGCCGAUGGAGGGGCUGGCUUGAAUAUCAAGGGCUCUCGCUAUGAGCUCUGGUGUGCUACCCGGGAGCUGGGCUUGCGAUGCGCCACGCUCUACGUCGCAUGUACACCUGAUCUUAGUCGGACAUGGAAUACUCAGCGUCGAACUCGUGGCGAGGCGACAUAUACAGAUGCAUGCUGGGACGAGCUGCUUAUGCGCUUUGAAGAGCCAUCGUCGAGUGCUCGUUGGCACCGCCCUUUAUUUACGACCAUUGCUGCCGGGACGCCUGAGGCGCUAGAGUGUACACCCACGCCUCUCGCACCGUUAUGGGAGGCCAUGACGCAGGGCGAUGUCCAGCCACCCAAAGCCGUGACGGCGAUUCGCAAAAAAACGACCAACAACAGCUUGGAAAUGCUGGAUACGGUGACACAGCUCGUACUCACGGCGCUCUCCGAGUACCGUGCACAGGGCGGCGUAUGCGAAGGCCGCAUUUUGCUUCCCAUGCCGUCGUCCAUCCCACCCCCGCCGAUUGUGCUCACCCUGCCAGCCAUGUCCACGUUUCCUUCACCUGCACGACUCCAAACGCUUCGCCGCCAGUUUGUACGCGUGUACGCCAGCAAGGCUGAAACGGCAUAUCGCUGA